UUCGGCUUCUUUGAGAAUCGUGCGCCGAGGUGAAUUGAUGUUCAACUCGGCUUCACGGCAAAACAAAGAUCAUUGGCACAUGAGAAACUCAGACCUUGCUGGACUCACAAGUGCAGCGAGAAGUAGACAGAGAACUACUUCGAGGACCUGGGGACCGAUUGGUGGUGAAAGAUUAAAGCAAGAUCUCGUCGUCUUCAGCCUAACAACAAAGAGGUGACAGGUAAUACAGAAACAUGGGAGGUGGAGAGAGGUACAACAUUCCAAUUUCCCACCCCGAACGCCCCAAGAAAAGCCACCAGUUCGGCAAGGCCAAGCAGAGGAGCCGCGACCAGAGUGGAGCGGCAGCCGUAGUAGUGUCUAUGGGAGGGGCGGGGGGCCUUCAUCAUCAUGGUCACCGCCGGAACGACAAGGGCACCACCUACCACAGGUCUCCGGAGGCACGGCAGGCCGCGUCUGCGGAGAAGAAUGCUUCUAUCCGUUUGACCACCACCUAUGAUCAGAACUGGGAGGGUGCAGUGUCUCACCUUAAUACGCUGCUAGCAGCUCAGGGUAGCCCGAGUUAUGCAGGGCCUAAGUUCAGUGAGCCCCCCUCACCCAGUGUGUUGCCCAAACCCCCCAGUCAUUGGGUGUCUUUCCCUAUGGGAUCCUGUGAUCACAGGGAGAUGAUGGCCUUCCAGCUAAAGAGCCUCCUGAAAGUGCAGGCUUAAGAUCGAAACAUCCACCUCAAAUUUAUAUCGAGCCAAUGUACUGCGACUCUCUUUAGGUAUUUGCCUUUCGAGCUGCCAUGUGGUUGUAAUAUUCUUGUCAUUUUUGGCUUUAAAACCUCUUAAAGUUGGGUAUAUAAUACUGUUGAUGAAUUAAAAACAACAGCUAUAAAAGAUAUUACAGCCACUUAGCGGUGCUGGUUGGUAAUGCCUUAAGUAGAGCCAGUUUCUUUAAGUGAUGACUGGAUCCGUUUUUUUUUAAACUUCUGUUUUGUUUUGUUCUUUUUUAGUGUUGGCUGUUAACGCAGGCUGAGUGUCCUUUUUCCUCAAAUAGGGGUUUUAUUGUAGGUCAGGUAAAAUGCAUCACCUUUAUGGUCCAUUUCUGUGGACGGACACUUUAUUUCCACAUGUUUUGAAGUUGAACCUUUGGAGUGAGUUCCGAAGAUUCAGGUGCUAAAGCAGGUUCAUAUUUGUAGCAUUUUUUUAAAGCCCCCCUUCCCCAGAUUCCUAGAUAUCACUUUCCUUGUUUGGAAUGGAAAAAGGCACUCGACUGCAGUUCUGCAGGGAAAAAGCUAUUUUAUUUGACAUGCUAUUAGCCAUGUACAGGACAAGCUGAAAGACUGACCUCAAGGGG
Messenger RNA from Cyprinodon variegatus (sheepshead minnow), 1338 nucleotides. It is a transcript of the gene pnrc2, whose product is annotated as proline-rich nuclear receptor coactivator 2-like. Gene Ontology annotation, biological process: nuclear-transcribed mRNA catabolic process, nonsense-mediated decay. The transcript is spliced from 2 exons. Gene Ontology annotation, cellular component: nucleus; P-body. The record is from RefSeq and is a predicted model, not a curated record. Lineage: Eukaryota; Metazoa; Chordata; Actinopteri; Cyprinodontiformes; Cyprinodontidae. The coding region runs from base 234 to 707 and encodes 157 amino acids.